UCGGAUGAAGUGACAAGAAAAAAAACUGAAUACCAGAAGUACCUAGAGUUGUACAAAUUAAUGAGAUGUAAAUUUGAGGAGCAUUAUGUUAAAUCUGGUCGCGGCGGCAGAAAACUAGAUGAGGUCAGGGAUAAAUACCAAAAAGCUUGUAGGAAAUUACACUUAACCCAUAACGAAUAUGUCUUAUUGCUGUGUGAAGCCGCGGAAUUUGAAAAGGAUUUCAGGACUGUCUUACUUCCUGGAUUAUUGGAGCAUCAGCAGUCGCAGCAGGAAGCAUUCAUUUCUACGUGGAAACAGAUACUGAAUGAUAUAGCAAGUAACUCGGACCUAACUUCGGAGAAAUUCAAAGAGAUCCAAAAGAGAAUAGAAGUUAGUAUAGAGUUGAUAAAACCCUGUGAUGAAUAUAAAGACUUUACAGAAAAACACAAGACAACUCCUACAGAACCUGUAAAAUUUACAUUUGAUGAGAGCUUGGUGGAGGAUUCUGCUGGAAAACUCUUACCCAACCAGCUCACGGUAGAUAACCUUACGGUGGAGUGGUUGAGGACCAAACUCAACGAUUUAGAAGCUAGCAUUAAGGAGAACCAAGAGAAAAGGACGACGAUUACUAGCAGCCAUGAAGGAGUAGUCAAUGGAAAAACCACCCCAAACAGUGAAGUGAAUAACCGGUUAUCUUCCAGUAGUAUAGAUCUGUCUAAGAAAGAGAUAAACGAGUUGAAAUGUCAAGAAAGAAAAAUGCAGAAACAAACCGACCUCAUUAAAAGUGCUUUAAACGAGUUGGGAUGUGAGGAGGCUCCGGCGGCUUGCGAUCUCUCAAUUGACAAUCAAACUUUCAUCAGCAACUCUCCCGAACAGGGCAAUGGUUCCGAAAGUGCGCUGAGUAAACGCAGCAUUUUCGAGCGUCAGAGGAUAGUUAAUAUGUUACGUAAACCGUUUAGGCGAAAAUCUGCACCCUCUUCCCCCAUUGCUCCGCCGCGCACUAAGGGCAGGAGGGACUCCGCCCCGCGCAGCGAAGGCGGAGAACCUGUCUCAGCCACUGCAAAUAAGUCAUUAGUAGACGAGGAAUGGUUCCAUGGAGUGCUCCCGAGAGAGGAGGUUGUGAGGCUGCUGACGCUAGACGGAGACUUUCUUGUUAGGGAAACUACCAGAAAUGACGAGUGUCAAACGGUUCUCUCCGUUUGCUGGGGAGGACAUAAGCAUUUCAUCGUGCAAACUACAGCAGAGGGUUUGUUUAGAUUCGAGGGUCCAGCAUUUCCAAGUAUAAGGGAGUUAAUUCUGUACCAGUUUAACAGUGGUCUCCCCGUGACGAGUAGGUCUGGUGCCAUUUUAUACAAACCGAUACCUCGAGAACGAUGGGAGCUCAAUAACGACGAUGUCGUCCUUUUAGAUAAAAUUGGAAGGGGUAAUUUCGGGGAUGUGUAUAGAGCGCAGUUGAAGAACAGCAAUGAGAUAGUUGCGGUUAAAACCUGCCGAGUGACGCUGCCCGAGGACCAUAAAAAGAAGUUCUUGCAGGAAGGCAGGAUACUGAAGCAGUACGAUCAUCCUAAUAUUGUUAAAUUAAUCGGGAUUUGCGUCCAGAAACAGCCCAUCAUGAUAGUUAUGGAGCUCGUACCAGGUGGAUCACUUCUGACCUUCUUGAGGAAAAAGGCAACAAAUUUAACGGAGGGGCAGCUUAUGAAGAUGUGCAUGGAUGCCGCGGCGGGGAUGCGAUAUUUGGAAUCCAAGAACUGCAUCCACCGAGAUUUGGCGGCUCGUAACUGUCUAGUAGGAUACAAUAAUGUGGUUAAAAUAUCCGAUUUUGGUAUGUCCAGGGAGGAGGAAGAGUACAUCGUGUCUGACGGGAUGAAGCAAAUUCCGAUAAAAUGGACAGCGCCCGAGGCCCUAAAUUUUGGAAAGUACACCUCACUUUGCGACAUUUGGAGCUACGGAAUACUGUGCUGGGAGAUAUUUUCGAAGGGUAGCACCCCUUACAGCGGCUUGAGCAAUUCCAAAGCCAGGGAAAAAAUCGAUAGCGGUUAUAGAAUGCCCGCUCCAGAGAAUACACCGGACGAAAUGUACCGGCUAAUGUUGAGGUGCUGGGAAUACAAGCCGGAGAACCGACCAAACUUCGAACAAAUCUAUACAGUUGUGGAAACUCUGUGUGCCGCAUACAGAGUGUCAUUCUGUUGACGUACCAACGACAACGACGACGAUGAUUGCAAGAGUCAAUUGUACCGUUUCUGUGAUGAAGUCCACGAAACGAUUGAAAACAUAGUAAAAUCGUUAGUGGUCAAAUUAUAAAAGUUGCGUAAUUGAGGCCGCUUUUUUUAAAUUUUAAUAUCAGAAUUUUUAGUGCCAUAAAAACUGUUCGUGUAACUGUUACGUGACUUUUAUAUUUUUCUUGUGCAAAAAUCCGAGGUGGGUUCAGUUCAGUGUUUUAUAUGUAUUUUUAUAUAUAUGGGGUGUUGAACGAACAAGAUUUCCUACGUUGUAACCGGCAACGUCAAACAUGCACAGUCCCUCAAUUUAAAGACGAUUCUUUUUGUUCUUUGAACUUUUCAGUGAUAUUUGGCAGCCCGGGUUGAGGUACAUGUUCGUCAUCACCGCAAACUGUAUUAACAUCAUGAAGCAACCGCUCCCUAACUUGUUUCACUCAUGAUACACUUUGAAAAAGUAUUCUGUUAUUUAUUAAAAAAGGGUAUAUACAGGGUGUUCAAUGAAAAAUUUAACGGUUAUCGAAUCCUUUCUGAAAGGCCACCCUCAUAGAGCAAGUGCGAGUGCACAGAAUUUGUGGGAAAUACAGCAGAGAUAAGAAGAAUUGAGAUCGCGCAAACUAUCAAAUCGACUGGAAGCGAAUGUGGGCCAUUGUCAACGUUGAUCGUCCGAGGUGUGGUCGCUGACUGCGGGUUUAGUUAGGCGAUUUUGGUUGCUCCACCACCUGGACUUUGAAUGGGUUGUGUGUUUGGCCCAGAAUCGAAACAUAAGUUUGAUUUCGGGGUUAUCCGUGAUAACAACAAAAUUAGUAAGAACGCAUAUUUACGCAUUAUAAAAAUGUAUAUUCAGAUACGCAACGACACAAUGUGAUGAUAUGUCGAAUGUACAACUCGACAACAUGUGCCAUACUUUAAAGCUAGCUUCCUUAGAUGAAAAUAAGAUUAUUUAAGUCAACGUCGGUUUCCUUAAGAGGGCAAGCAAAUAGGCAACCAGCAAUACAUUUUUAUAGAUUUUGUUACACAGUUUAUUUAAAAAUGAAUUAAUGCACAAAUAA
Molecule: messenger RNA, 3247 nt
Organism: Anoplophora glabripennis (Asian longhorned beetle)
Lineage: Eukaryota; Metazoa; Arthropoda; Insecta; Coleoptera; Cerambycidae
Gene: FER
Product: tyrosine-protein kinase Fer
Exons: 12
Coding region: 61-2169 (702 amino acids)
Biological process (GO): peptidyl-tyrosine phosphorylation
Molecular function (GO): ATP binding; non-membrane spanning protein tyrosine kinase activity
Source: RefSeq, a predicted model, not a curated record